CGCCGCCGCCAUGGAGCGGCGUGUGGCGGAGCAGCUCCGCAGCGCGCUGAGCCCGCUCGGCCUUGAGGCGCACGCCUUCAAGGUUGGGUGGUACAAUGCUGUUCUGCAGCCAGGCUUCCACCUCCCCUACCCAGAUGACACCCUGGCCUUCGUGGUCCUCAGCACGCCAUCCAUGUUCGACAAGGCCCUUAAGCCUUUUGUGAAAAAAGAACGAUUAAAAAUAAUCAGGGAUCCUGUGGAUCAGUGUGUUUCCCAUCAUUUACUACGUGUGAAGGAGAAAUUCCCUGACCAGAGGGUGGAUGUCAUGUUUGACUACGAGAUGCUGCCGAGCCGAAAGCCCAAGUUCCUGGCACAGACAGCUGCCCACGUUGCUGGAGCUGCAUAUUACUACCAAAGGAAGGAUGUGAAACUCGAUCCUUGGGGGAAAAAGAAGAUCUUUGGAGUUUGUAUCCAUCCCAAGUAUGGUGGCUGGUUUGCUAUCCGGGGUCUCCUGCUCUUCCCAGACAUUCAGGUGCCGUUCCUGGAACAGCCUGCCCCUGUUGACUGUGUGAGCACGGAGAAGAAAAGGAUCGAGCUGCUGGAGCAGUUCAAUUUCCACUGGCAGGACUGGCGCUACAGGGACAUCAUUGAAGUGAAGGAAAGGUACUCGGAGGAGCAGAAAGCCUAUUUUGCCACUCCUCCAGCCGAGAGAUUCCGGCUGCUGGGGCUCUCACAGGAAGCCCAGAGAAUCACAUUUCACUGAGAAACCGGCGCGGUGGAGGGCAGAGGGCAGCAAAGGGUAACUCAUGAGCACCGGCGGAGAAGGAGAAGGAGGAGGAGGACGAGGAUGAUUAUGCUGGUACAGACGUGGCAAAUCCAAGCAGCCUCAAUGCAAACACUGCAAUCAAAGCUUCCCAGAGACAGGGGCACUGCUCCGCGGUCUGGGGGAGGUGGGAGCCGUCUGCUCUGUGCUGCUGCUGAUCUGGGGUGUCCUUUGGGUGUCCAGUAAGGUGCCAUUAGCCUUUGGUUGGGAGUAGUUCAGAAAUCCUGGCAACUUCAAAAUCGGUGCUGGGCAUUAGAGAAAUCGCUUUUGUUCUCAAUAAUUUUCUUUCCGAAUAUUCUGUUUUUAUUCUUUGUAGGUGUAGAAAAAAAUUCAGUCAUUGUACUACUUAGCUGGAUUUUGACUAAACUUGGGGCAGGUACUUUUUUAGAUGUAGCAAGCAUUUUAUUAUCCUGUAUCAUGACUCUCCCUAGGAAACAGAUGUCCAGUCUUUACAGUCUUGCCUAGGUCACAUUUAAGCAUUUAUCCAUUCAUAAAGCUGACUGGAAUAUUUGGAAAGAUGCUGAGUAAUGUCCAUAUGAUUGGAGGUUUUACUCACAUUAAGAUAACUGACUGAAAAAGGCAGUGGCCUUUUUUUUUUCAGCUAGACCACAUUUGUGUUAAAAGUAUUUUUCAGUGCCAGCACACAGCACGCCCCCACAAGGUACUGCCACAGUUUCCUGGUGUGCUUUUUGUGUGGCAAGGAUUGUAAACCUGCACACACGUAAAAGCCAUGGCACAAGGCCUUGUCAUAUGCACAGGCAAACUAGCACAGAAGAAAGGGAAAUAUUAAUGACAUUCAUGUUACUUAUAUUGCUGCAUAAAACAUGUUCAGACAGAAACACUUUUUGCAUGACUUUGUCCUGUUACAUUUGUUCAGAGGUUGCAAUGCACCUGGAAAUCAGGAAUUAUUUUAUCUUUGAGCAAUUUGAGGCUCAGAUCUCGUUAAAGUAAUAUAAUACAUUAAAAUAAUAUUUUGUAGGAGUUGUUUUACUAGACUGCAGUGCAAUGCUGCACAUGGACAGGCACUACUUUACUUUUGAUGGUAUCAACACAAUGAUGAAGAAAUACUCACUUUGCAGAACUGAGCCCUUUCUUUUUAUCCUGGGAUUCUUCGAAGUUUUUGGAGACCCCACCACAAAGGUUGCCCUCACCAUUGUUCACUGCUUGAUACAGUUGUUCAUAGCCUGUACACUAACUCUUCAUAAUCCAAAUUCAGGAUAACGAGUUUGCUUCCCUGUAAAGAGAGUAGUGAGCAUGUGAUCACUGGGUUUGUUCACUGCAUUUACUGUUACAAAAAAGUCUUUGCUGCUUUCCAUGCUUUGUUCAUCUCUGACUAAGGCAGACACCUGACUUAAAAUGUGGUAGAGGUAUUGUGAUGUUUAAUUUAAUGAAAGAAUGAAAUUUGUUUAAAAUUAGUUAGUUACAGAAAUAUUUCUGGUUCAAAUUAGUUUGAUGUUUCAGCACUUUUAAACUGAACUGUAAUUUAACAGGGGCUUGAGGUAAUGGCUCAUACUAGUAACAAAGAGAAAAUACUGAUUCUCUUAGAAGGAUAAAUAUAGAUUUAAAUCAAAUCUAUCUUUUUAUAUUACAAUUUAAAGUAAAUUAUUUUGAUUUUUUGGUAUUCAUUUCUUACAAAUAUUUAAUAUUUUGUCUUAAUUUAUUAAACAGAUUACCAUGGUCACUGCAUUUCAAUUUCUGUAAUUUAUUUAUCUUCAAAUGGUAUUUUGGUUACUAAAUAUACAAAGCUGUAAGUAAAUCUCAGUACUGAGUAUUUUUAUUUAAACAAUGCAAUUCUUAGCUUGUGGAGAACUCAAGAUGUUCAAGCAAGAAUCAAUAAAGGUGUUUUAAUAUCCUGAAAAGAUUGAGGUACCUAAGACACACAGAGUCCAGUAACUGAAAACUAAGGAAAAAAAUUGUUAUCUUAGCAGAAGUUGGUAAACUAUUAUCACAGGCCACUGGGAUAUAACAAAUAAAACCUACAUCAUAUUAUGAGUAGAUUCAAUAAAGGUUUAUCUUUUCCAAGUCAUUUCAGCAAGAGCAUUAACAGCAAGCACCAUGACAGUGCACUUCUCAUUUCUUCCUCUGUUCUUAACAGUAACAAAAGUUCCGAAUGUCUAGUGAGACAUAACCGAGGGACUUUCUCUCAGCAGCAUUAAAGUAAGACCUGUAAGUACUGGAAUUUUUACUGGUUAAAACCUAAUAGUGAACAGAGUCACAGGUCUGUGUUCCUUGUGCUUCUGGGAAUACAGUUGUGUGUGUCAGAACAGAGUGCAAAUAUUUAGCAAUAUCCAUUCCUACUACAGUGAUUUUGGAGUGACUUGGACUGGGCAUUACUUUCUUUCUCUCAGCCAGCUCACUGAGAUCCACAGCUGCACAGUGAGAUACACAGUGAUUAGAUUUCUGGUUGGAGUAUAAUGGCCUUUGUCUUAUAAAAUUGAAGUUUUGAGAGAACCUGUUUGACUUACCUCAUCUCUUGGGACAAGACCAGACAUGGUAAGGAAUGGAUCAGCCUUGGAUCCUGAGGCAUUGUGAAGGCAUUCUUAGUUUCAGCCCUUGCAAAUGUCAAACAAGUAAUUGCAAAUACUUGGAUAGAUUUACUAGUUCAAGUAUCACAUUUUACAUUUUUAGACAAGCUUUUCUCUAAAUCCUAAUUUUAAAACAUUAAAAGACUCUUUUCCUCAGUAUAACCAGUAGAGUGGGUAUUCAAGAGCUGAACAGGAAAAAUAAAAGAAAUUAAAAGCAACUUGAAUUUAAAUUCAGUUUCAGCAACAAGAUAUUUGUACAUUUCAAGCUAAUAAAAUAGUUUAUGGAGAAUUAACAAGUUUGUAAUAGUUUUAUGCAUUUACAAUUUAUCUUUAUGUUUUCCCUAUUUUUACUUCAUUAACCUAAAAAUAACUGAGACUUUUAUAACAAUUAAAGAUUUGACAGACAAUGCCAGUUAAAUACAAAGCACAGUCUAACCUUGUGACCAGCAGCCAUCGGAGUUGUUGCUCAGAAAAACCCCUCGAAAAUACUGUUGAUGGUUUUUGGUAUCAGUUUGAAUCAGUUUCAUUUCUGUGAUAACAAUAAUAAGCACUAAAGUUUCUUUGUGGUAUGAAGAAGAGUGUGGCAACCUUAUUCCUGAUACUGACUUGUUUCUUUCUCCUAUAAAAAGAGUGACUUGUAACAAGGCUGUUUUCCUCUGAACUAUGGAAAAUGAAAGAUGUUUUGCUGUAUAAAUCAGUGCUGGUGUGCCAGACAAAAAUAGCCAUCCUUAGGAGAGUAGGGAACUCUUCUGGUUUGUUGUUUUGAUUAGGGUUUUAAAGUCUGGUUUGUGUUGAUUUUUUUGCUAUGUUUUUGUUUUUUUUUUUUUUUUGGGCUAGAUUGCCCUCCUCUGGAUCAGUAUCAUAAUUUUACUCAUUCACUAUAGUAUGGAUGUUGUCUUAUUCAUUUGUGAUGAAAAUUAUUGUUGGUGUAGCUACUGUUUGACAUGGGUUAUAUUUCUGAGAAUGCACGCUGACUUGAAUUUAAAUUGAAUCAAAAAAACCCUGAGUUAAGACUGAUGUAUUUCAGAAAAGAUAGUGACAGCUACUGGUCAGUGCCAGUGUAGUUAUCAGCACUCUUAGUUAAGCCUUAUGCAAAAAGUGUAUUUAAUAAAUUAGCUUUGAAUACUGACUUCAGCAGCAGCAGUUCAGAACUUCCUCUGAGGGUAGUGGUUUUGCUGCUCACUGCAGUAGAGAAACAGCUGCACCUCUGCAAGCUGAACUUUCACAGAUUCACCAAAAUAGACAAAUGUAUUCAUGAGAGGGUUUGUGCUGUUUCAUUGGCUUCCUGUGCUGUCAUGUAUCCUGUGACAGAUCAUCCAUCACGUUUCCUUCAGAAAACAGAACAGAGCACUUCCCUUCUAGGUUUUCAAGGAGGAAACAGAGCACCAAGGAGCACAGAUGAGCUUUUAUUUUCCCUCUGUGAUUGAAAAAGAUGUUCACAUUCCUUACGAAAUAUGGUGGGAAAGUUGAAAGAAUUUAAUAUUUUGUCAUAAUGAGCAGGAAGAAAAUUUAGUGGAAUGAUUAAAAUCUCUUCAGUAAUAUACUAAGAUCUGUAAAAUGUGAUUAUAUAUGCAUACAAAUAUUUGAAAUGGCUACUAUCAUUCACUAAUAAUACAUCUGUAAUUCUCAUGUUAUCUUUGUUGAUGUAUGUACAUAACUCAGUGAGAAAGCAUUUUUACUUUUAACAACUGCAUGUUUUCUUUUCCCUCAAACACCUUGAAGAGUUCUGAAGAUCAGACACACAUAUACUAAGGUGCUUGGGGAUUUUUUUCCUCAUGUAGAACAAACCAUGGGGCAGGAAAAUUCCUUUAAGUGGAUUACAGGAGUGGAGGGAUUUUUGUUUCCUAAAUUUAUGCAGAAUCAUUGCUUUUUCUGUGAAUGUAUAAACCUUCUUCCUUUUAAAGGAAUUAGUCUUAGGUUUUAAUUUCAUGUCAUAACCUUUUUCCCAGUAUUGUUCAGACUAGUCUUGAAUCAUUCACUGUUGCUUUACUCUUCCAAAACAUAAAGAACUGCCUUAUUGUUGUGAAAGAUUAAUUUGAUGAAAUAAUCAAUUUCAGGCUAUGAUGUUUUAUCAAGACAAAAGAUAUGGUUUCAUUCAUCAGUGCUGAUACUUCAAAAAUCUGUUGCUGUGGAAUAUGGAACAUAAACCUACUGAACUUGGUGUCAGAGGACAGUGCAACCUUAAUGACUUCACAUAUAUUUAGUCACAUAUCUAUGCUCAAAAGGUUUCUUGUACAGAAACAUUCUACAUUCAGACACACGUCCCCAUAGUAUGUACAGUGAUUCAAGUUUCAGGUGAAAGAGCCAAAUUUCACAUUGAAGUCCAAACCUUUCAUCACUAGGUGUGGUGAGAACUGCUUCCCACAGGCUCAGCUCUUGUUCAGGAACACUGCAAACAACUCACAGCCUGUUCUCCUGCAGCCACCCAGGGCUGUGCAGCACAGGGCCGUUGGUAAUGCAGUUCUUUGACUCUACAUUAAAGGCAAACUCCUGGUUUUUAUUUCCAAGGAUUAAAAAUAGAGGUACUAUAUUCAUGAGCAAAACCAAUUUCUUUUGAUUUCCUUGUUCAGUGUUCUUUUUGUAUGUACCAUUAAACUGUAUUUAAAAAAAAGGAGACAGUAACAGCUCUAACACUUUCUAAUUAAUUGUCCAAACAUGCUGCAUUCCACCACUCUGCACUUACCUCAUUUCACCCUUUGCAAAAUAGAACCAAGACAUUUCUGGUUUAAGUCCCCUAUCUGUCUAGCAGUAUACAUCAGAAUACACAUUUGCAGACUGUCAGGUAAUACAGUACUGAACACCAGACCCACUGAAAAUUUCAGACAAUUAAUGCAAUAAACCUGAGUAUUUUAAUAUCAUUUUUACAUAACUCUUAUUUUGAUGUGUACCAUUACUAAAAGCUGCUUUCAUGAAGCUUUUGCAAACAGACUUUCCUAACCAAAGGGCAUCAUUUUGCAAUACCUGUGAGAUAAAAAAUUCUUGCUUUUGUUCUUUGAACUUUAUUGAUUUGCUGAACAAUCCAAUAACAUAUUCAACAAAGGCCUGAUUAAAAGGAUGGAAUACUCGUUAAGAAAAUUCUUUAGAGAAAACAUUCGUUUGAAAAAGAAAAUAGUACUUUUAAACUGUAGUAACUUUUUAUACUAUUUUUCAAAACUACUAAGAAGCUCGCUUUGUAACAAAGUGAUAAUUCUUUAAAUAUUAAGAGGCAAUUUCUUUCUUCCAAGCAUCUAAAUAUAAAUAUACAGUUGUUAAUUUUGAAAUUACUAACUCAGAAGUUGUACAAAAUCAAGUAAAGGUUAGGUUCUGUAUUUUGAGUAUUGAACAUCACAUCCUAUAUAUGCCAAGAUAUAUAGAAUUUAUGUCUGAUGCACAGCUUUGUAUUAUACAUUUAAAAAAAAAAAUCAAGUUGCUCCUACACAAACACUAUUUUCUGAAAAUUUAAUUACAAAUAUCUGUCACAAGCAUGAAGGAAUAUUUUUUUUUAAAUUCUAGAUAUGAGAGAGCACGAUUUGUGUGUAUUGGGUUUGUGUGGCAGAAUUUGGUAAUGGGGGGGUGACAGGGGUGGCUUCUGUGAGAAGCUCCUUGAAGCUUCCAAGGAAGCCACCACCAGCCAUCUGUGGGAUAACAGAGCUAAGAAUGGGGGAAUGAUUGUGUAACAACCUGCAACUGCAGAGGAGUGAGAAUGUGAGAGAAACAGCUGUGCACACACAAGGUCAGUGACGGAGGGGGAGGAGGUGCUC
This is a messenger RNA of Lonchura striata (white-rumped munia), 7067 nucleotides long. It is a transcript of the gene MMACHC, whose product is annotated as metabolism of cobalamin associated C. NCBI's taxonomy places the organism in Eukaryota, Metazoa, Chordata, Aves, Passeriformes, Estrildidae. Gene Ontology annotation, molecular function: cyanocobalamin reductase (cyanide-eliminating) (NADP+) activity; demethylase activity; FAD binding. Gene Ontology annotation, cellular component: cytoplasm. The record is from RefSeq and is a predicted model, not a curated record. Gene Ontology annotation, biological process: cobalamin metabolic process.